AUGCAAGAAGAGUCUAAGCUCUUUCGUUUAUACGCGUACAUUGUAAGAGUAGUAUGCAGUUAUGUAUGGUGGACCAAAGCCAUUCUUCUCUAUCCCUCCGGUUCCGUUUUUCAGAUCACGUUAGGUGCAUCGAUACCUGUGAGAUCGAAUAAAAGAGGAAGCAUCGUAUUUUCUUCCGGAUUUCAAUACAACUAUUAUUUACCAUCCAACGUGUCAGAUUUUGAAUCAACGAUCGUCCUUUCAAGACACAUUAGAGAUCUCGAUCUUCGUGAUACCUACACGAGGAUUGAACAUUUUUUAGAAGAAUACGGUUGGGGAAAUGGAAGAGAAUGCCUUUUAAGGAGUAUUUGCGAACUCGCUGAAGUUCCGCUUCUCAGGAAGGAUGACGAUAUAAUCGUCGAAGCGAUACAUUUCAUAUUAACGCCGUCGGAAGACUUGGCAACCUCGAUUAAUUCCACUCAUCGGAACGUUGAGGAGUUGUACAGGGAUGCUGAAAGAUUGGGGAAAUCUGGCGUUGACUGCACGUUAACGUAUCCCGAUUGCAUCGAAUCACCUCUGAAAUCAUUCACCGAGAUCUUAUUUCCUUAG
Molecule: messenger RNA, 588 nt
Organism: Polistes canadensis
Lineage: Eukaryota; Metazoa; Arthropoda; Insecta; Hymenoptera; Vespidae
Exons: 6
Coding region: 1-588 (195 amino acids)
Source: RefSeq, a predicted model, not a curated record